AUGUCUGUGACUUCCAAAUUUGUCUCGGAUGCUACUGUCCAGGAACAUGCCAGCAUUUGCAAAUCAGGAGCAGACUCGACGGUACGACCUGUUGCAGAGCAGCAGGACACAGAUCCGUCUGUGCACGCAGUCUCCUCCAAGAUCUUGGAUAUCAUCUUCGAAUAUGCCUUGAACAAAUUCAGUGACAGCAAAGAAAGGCUUGAGGCUGGUAGGCCGAAAUUUUUGUCCCUCGUGGGCAAGUUCGUGACUACUAAUACGAGAGUUGAGAUGUGCCUACCAGCAUUUCCUUUCAAAUCAGCAAACAAAGCCUACAAGGUUUUUGGCAUAUUACCCGACAAAGCGGAGGAGAUUGCUUUAGAUCGGCUCAAUACUAUGUGUAUCCGCAUUGGCGAGAUCUACCAGCCUGGCGCUCAAUGCACUAUCAUCUCAGAUGGCGUUGUCUACAACGACCUGUUGAGCAUUCCUGAUCGUGACACUUGGGCCUACGGGCAGGCUCUUCGAGAGUUAGCUUCUAAGAAAGGGUUGCAGCACAUAUCCUUUUCCAGGAUCCGAGACUUAGUCGACCUUCCUCUGCGAGCUGAGAUGCAUGAGAUUGCCUAUGUCGCCAAUGCGACUAAUUUCCGCCGAGCCCUUCUCAACCGCUUCGGUAAAGACGAUAUCGACAUUGACAAAGAGAUUGAGAAAGACCCUGACACCAAGAUGACUUACCUUGGAUACCGGCGGUUCCUUGAAUCUGAUCUGAAGCAUAUCUUUCCGGUUGGCAAUGGACGAACAGCAAACGCAUAUCGCAGAGAUGUGAGGUAUCUUGCGAAACAAAUGUUGAUCCGAGGUUAUGCCUUCGCUGCUGCUGUUAAGCACGGCUUCCCUUACCACCUGCGACUAUCUAUUCAUCAGUCUACUGGUGAGCACAAGAUAUCUAUGAGCUUGCUCAACACCAAGACGGGUUUCACUACACCGUGGCACUGUUGUGUUGCCCUGACAGCAAGCGGAGAAUGGACCAGUGCUCCAAAGGGAGAGUACCUGAAAGACCCAAAUAUGAAGAUUAUCCACGAGAAUGGUCGACCUAGCCAUUUCCAAGAGAUUGUUGGCAGUAACGAGCCUCAUCAAAAGGCUGAAACAGGGACCAGAGAGGUGAACAGAAGUGAGAGCCAAAGUAAUGCACCGCAUACUGAGCUUCAAGAGCCAGUAACCUUGUCCCUGACAGAGACAGAGAGAGAAAGGGUAGCUGCACUUGCGAGAUUCAUGAUGUCGGCUGACUUCAAGCAAAAUGACGAAAUGGUGAAGUCAGGUCAACCAGGUAUGGAUAAGGCCCUAGACUGCAACUCAAACGAGCUCAGCACAAUGGCAUGGCUCAAAGAGCUAAUAAAUGCCGUGGCCAGAGACACUGGAGGAUAUAAUGAAAAGGUCACUGGUGUGACUUAUCAAGAGAUACUAGUGAACGGCGCACACCAGCUUUCAAAUACCUAA
Fusarium oxysporum Fo47 is the source of this 1467-nucleotide messenger RNA. RefSeq names its product Pyoverdine/dityrosine biosynthesis protein-domain-containing protein. The record is from RefSeq and is a predicted model, not a curated record. NCBI's taxonomy places the organism in Eukaryota, Fungi, Ascomycota, Sordariomycetes, Hypocreales, Nectriaceae. The transcript has 2 exons. Bases 1 to 1467 code for a protein of 488 amino acids.